AAUUACUUGUACGAAGUACAAUAUACACAUUAUAUUGAACAAAAUCAAAUCACGGAUUGUUAUAUUUUCUGUGCCAUUAAUUUCCAAAAACGUAUUUUGUAUAAUAAUCGUUGAAAAUCAAAAGGUUUGGUAUUCGUAUUAAUUUUCGAGCAAAUUUUAUUUUGUAGCCAUGGAUAUAGCAACGUCGACGGAUAUUAUGAUUGUCAGUGGUAAUUCUCACUUGGAACUGGCCAAUUUGGUAGCUCGCCGACUUGGAGUGAAGCCUGCACGAUGUGCUGUUUCGUACACUACCAACAGAGAAACAUCGGUUCAAAUAAGCGAUUCUGUUCGUGGCAAAGAUAUUUAUAUCAUUCAAACAGGUUCAAAAGAUGUAAAUAAUAACAUUAUGGAACUUUUGAUCAUGGCAUAUGCAUGUAAAACUUCUUCUGCAAAAAGCAUUGUUGGCGUUAUUCCUUAUCUGCCUUACAGCAAACAAUGUAAAAUGCGUAAACGUGGAUCCAUUGUGUCUAAAUUACUGGCUAAAAUGUUGUGUUCUUCAGGAUUAACUCAUGUAAUAACUAUGGAUUUACAUCAAAAAGAAAUUCAAGGAUUUUUUGAAUGCCCUGUUGACAAUUUAAGAGCUUCGCCGUUUCUUUUACAGUACAUCCAAGAAUGUAUUCCAGAUUAUCGCAAUGCUGUGAUAGUGGCUAGAAAUCCAGGUUCAGCUAAAAAAGCCACAUCCUAUGCUGAACGUCUGCGCCUGGGAAUUGCUGUUAUUCAUGGUGAACAAAAAGAGUCUGACUCCGAUAUGGUUGAUGGACGGAAUUCACCACCACCUUCAACUUCUCGUUCAAGAACUAUGGAUGUUAGUGUUGGAGUACCACAACAUCCCGCUAAAGAAAAACCUCCAAUCAAUGUUGUUGGUGAUGUUGGUGGCCGUAUUGCUAUCAUGGUGGAUGAUAUGGUAGACGAUGUUGCAUCUUUUGUUGCUGCUGCUGAAGUGUUAAAAGAACGCGGAGCUUACAAAAUAUAUGUUAUGGCUACACAUGGUUUGCUGUCAUCAGACGCUCCUAGACUUAUUGAAUCAUCACCAAUCGAUGAAGUGGUUGUUACAAAUACUAUUCCUCAUGAAAUACAAAAAAUGCAAUGCCACAAAAUAAAAACUGUGGACAUCAGUAUUUUGCUAUCCGAAGCUAUUCGUAGAAUUCAUAACAAAGAAUCCAUGUCAUAUUUAUUCAAGAAUGUUACAUUAGAAGAUUAGUUGAUCAAUGAUAACUGCAAUUUACUUUGUUACUACAACAUAAACUAAGAUUUUAUGUUUACUAAAAAAUUUUAAAGAAAAUAUAUUAUAAAAUAUGAACAUAGGUUAUAAACUUUUUCUUCACUAAUAUGUAAUAUUUUAGUUUUUAUUUUUUAAACACAUGUUUAACUUCUUAAACUUAAUUAAUAAUUAAUAUGCCAUACUACAGUGUUGUAGAUUAUGAGACUUUCAGACUGCAUGCUAGUUUUAUAUAAAUUGCACUGAACUAGUGAAACCAAAAAAGUAGUUUUUAGUUAUCAAUUAUUAUUGAAAAAUGUACAAAAAUA
This is a messenger RNA of Adelges cooleyi (spruce gall adelgid), 1566 nucleotides long. Its product is annotated as phosphoribosyl pyrophosphate synthase-associated protein 2. Lineage: Eukaryota; Metazoa; Arthropoda; Insecta; Hemiptera; Adelgidae. Gene Ontology annotation, molecular function: ribose phosphate diphosphokinase activity; magnesium ion binding. Gene Ontology annotation, cellular component: ribose phosphate diphosphokinase complex; cytoplasm. Gene Ontology annotation, biological process: 5-phosphoribose 1-diphosphate biosynthetic process; purine nucleotide biosynthetic process. Bases 170 to 1240 code for a protein of 356 amino acids. The record is from RefSeq and is a predicted model, not a curated record. The transcript is spliced from 7 exons.